GCUUAGAACGCUGAGGAGCUGCUCGGGCUGUUCGGUGAAUGGGCGGGCGAUGCUCGCGCGCACGAGGAGCGGCCGCGAAGACAAGGCAACUUUGUUUUGCGGCUGCGGCGGCUGGUGCUCCUCGCGGCGGCAAUUCCAUUCUCCGCCUCCAGCGCCCGCGCGCCUUCCUGCUCCGGCCGGAGCCGGCAUCGACCAGCAACAGGGCGCAGGAGCAGCCUCUAUGGGGUGUCGAAAACGUGCAAGGUUUUGAAGUUUGAAUGGAAUAAAAAUGAAGAGCUUGAAAGCAAAGUUCAGGAAGAGUGAUGCCAAUGAGUGGAAUAAGAAUGACGAGCGCCUGCUGCAAGCGGUGGAGAAUAGAGAUGUGGAGAAAGUGGCCUCCUUGCUGAGCAAGAAGGGAGCCAGCGCCACCAAACAUGACAGCGAAGGGAAGACUGCUUUCCACCUGGCUGCCUCCAAAGGGCAUGGAGAAUGCCUCAGGAUUAUGGUGACACAUGGUGUGGAUGUAGCGGCACAGGAUGGGACAGGGCAUAGUGCACUACACCUUGCAGCCAAGAACAGCCACCCUGAUUGCGUCAAGAGGCUCCUUCAGUCUAAAUGUUCGCCAGAAGGCACAGAUAACUCUGGGAAAACAGCUUUACACUAUGCAGCUGCCAGCGGCUGUCUUCAAGUAGCCCAACUCUUGUGUGAACACAAGUGUCCAAUUAAUGUCAAAGAUGCGGAUGGGAAUAUACCUUUGCUACUUGCAGUGCAGAACAGCCACGCUGAAAUGUGCAAAUAUCUUCUGGAACAUGGAGCAGACAUCAACUACAGAGAUAAAAAUGGAAGAACUGCUCUGAUGCUGGCAUGCGAAGCUGGAAACCUCAGCAUUGUGGAAGUCCUAAUCAGGAAAGGAGCAGACAUGAACUUGGCAGAUGCACUCGGACACAAUGCUCUUCAUUACUCCAGACUCUCUGAGAAUAUAGGCAUUCAGAGCUUCCUUCAGUCAAAAAUUGUUCAAGAUGCUGAUAUCAAGUCCCCAACAAAGCCAAAGCAGCAUGAACAAGUAUCUAGAUUAAGUUCUGAAAGAAGUGGAACUCCAAAAAAACGCAAAGCCCCGCCUCCUCCUCCAGUCAGUCCUAUCCAGCUCAGUAAUUUGUCCUCUCCUCAUUCAACAACUUCAACUCCAGCGUCUGGGGAAAGCCAGCCAUUCCUUGCUGAACAAGGAUCCAAGCAGGAAGAGAUCAGUGCCAUUCAGUGUGAAAGCAAGGAUGGGAUGAGCGAUAGCACUCCAGGUGCUGAUAGCUUGUUGGACACAAGUUCAGAAACUGACCAGCAAGAUCUUCUUUUACUGUUGCAAGCAAAAAUUGCUUCUCUGACUUUGCAUAAUAAGAAAUUGCAAGAAAAAUUGCAGGUGAGAGCAUUAAAAACAGAAGACAUGGAUACCACUCUGGAUUCUUUUCAUUCCACCCAGAUGGAGUUUGAUCACUCGACAGACAGGCUAAGUGAGAGCUCAGCCAUGGCUCAGGAGAUAAGCUCCUCUUCCCCAAGUUCAGCGCAGGUUCAGGAAGAGGCAGGCAACAAGGAAGUAAAAAUUAGACAACUACAAGAUAACUUAAAGGAAGUGCAGAAGAAGCUGGAUAGUUCAGAAGCGAGGAGGCAACACCUGGAGGCCCAGCAUCAGUCUGGAGCCCUGGAAACAACUCACUUGUUGAACAGCUCAGAGAUUUCGGAGAACGGCUCUGACCUCAAUCAGAAACUGAAAGAAACCCAAAGCAAAUACGAAGAAGCUAUGAAGGAGGUGCUGCAUGUCCAGAAGCAAAUGAAACUUGGCCUGGUGGCAUCAGAAAGCAAAGAGGCUGGCCUGCAGGAGCUCAGAGCAACGUGUGAGGAAGUUGAGCAGUUAAAGGAAGAGCUGAGGAAGGUGAUAGAAGAUGGCGAGAGGCUCAGGGCAAGAGUGAGGGAGCUAGAGGAGAAGCUGGAAGAGCACGAGAGAGAGGCGGUGGGCAAGAUGACCGCAGAGGAAUGCGAAGAGAUGAAAAAUUCGUAUUGCUUGGUGAUUGAGAAUAUCAAUCAAGAGAAGGCUUUGCUGAUUGAGCGGUACAAGGAGGGGCAGGAGGAGAUCAGAAGGCUCCAAGACAAGCUGGAAGCUCAGGCAGAGUUGGGGUGCAGCGAGGAGGAUGAGGAGAUGAGAGAUGCAAAGAACAGCAUGAUUGCUGAGCUCAACAGGCAGGUCAGUGAGCUGUCUCGACUUUACAAGGAAGCCCAAGAAGAACUUGAAGACUGCAAGAAGAGGAGCAUCCCAGAGGAUGCCGGCUUGGAGUGCAUACCUGUGGAAGAGCACAAGAAGCUGAUGGAGGUCACCAUCUCACAGAGGGAGCAAGCCGAAGGCGCAUUGCUGGAAAUGAAGACUCAGUAUGCCAAAGUGUUGAGCGAAGCAACACAACUCCAGAAUCUGGUGGAGUCCCAGAGGAAAAACUCUGUCUCCAUCACGGAGCACCUCCAGGUGGCCACAGCCCUCAGGACCUCUGUGAAGGAAAUGGAGGAAGAAAUAAAUGAGUUGAAAGAACAGCUUCUGCACAAGGAGAGUGAAGUACGGCGCCUGCAGAAGGAACUGUUAGAAGAAGAAGCGGCAGUCUGUGAAGCCAUGGUGCCCAGAGUGUUGUACGAAGAACUCAGGUCUACCUCGGAAGGGGAAGUCAACUCCUUGUCUUCCAAACUGAAGGACUUGAUGAAAGAGAGAGAGAAUCUGUCUGCGGAUCUUUCACACCUAAGGGCAGAAAUAUCACAAGUGAAAGGGGAGAAAGAGAGCCUCCGAGCUCUUCUCGAAACCAAGGAGCAGGAAAUCAAAGGACUGCUUCAUCAGUACCGUCAAGCUCAGGAAGACCUAUUUCAGAUGAAAAAGGCUUCAGAGAGUUUUUCAAAACUAGAAGAGGAGAAAGAUAAAAAGAUAACUGACAUGUCUAAGGAAGUUAGCAAAUUAAAGGAAGCACUGAACAGCCUCUCCCAGCUUUCCUACUCGACUGGUACACCUAAAAGGCAAAGCCAGCAGCUGGAGCUGCUCCAGCAACAAGUCAAGCAGCUACAAAACCAGCUGGCGGAAACAAAGAAGCAGCACCAGGAGAUUAUAUCUGUUUACAGGACACAUUUGCUCUAUGCUGUGCAGGGCCAAAUGGAUGAAGAUGUCCAGAAAGUACUGAAACAGAUUUUGACAAUGUGCAAAAGUCAAACGCAAAAAAAGGGUGAAACUGUUUUUCUUGACCCUUGAUAUGCUGCCACAAAGAUUGAGACUCGAGAUUUGAUUGGCAAACCCCCUGCAGAGAAUUGUCACUGGUCUCUGCCAUGUUUCUUACUUUUUUUUUUGUCUUAACGAGCUUAUGAAUUAUCCCAUCUUCUCCCAUAAAGUUUCCAGAGUGCUAGUUCAAUGACUUAGACGGAAGUGCACAUUUCUUCAAAAAUUGCCAUUACUUUAAAUCAGGGUGGUCAGAGUCUGACCUACAGUAUUAGAAAGUUUCUCAGUGCUUCCUUUGAUUAUGAGUUGGUGCAAACCAUGGAAGUCCCAGCAUGCAUUGCUGCAUUUUGGAUCGAAUAAAUGCACCAUCUGGGGGUGGGGUGUGUGGGGAUGAAUUAUUCAGUUCCUGGUUAUCAGAGGAAGAACCAGCCUUCUAUACAUUUGAAGCCCUCAGAUAUUGGGUAUAAUGAUAGAUACAAUUUCUAUCUUGCCAGUGAAACUUUUGGCCUUGUUAACCGAGAGGAGAAGAAAGCCAACUUCAUUAGGCAAGGCUAACGCCAGCCAUAGUGUGUGUUUAUAUUUACCAAGUCAUGUAUGGACUACAAGAACACCAGACCAAUGAUAUGUAUAACUAGAUGAUGUAAGAGUAGCCAUAUACUAAAGCAGGUAAAUGAAUUCUGAACACAGUUAACUCAGCUAAAAGCUCAGUUUCUAUAUUACGCAGUAGGUCAAGCUAUCUAUGCAAAUCCUUGCAGUGCUAUUGGCCAUGGAGCUCAGGAGAGGAAAAGAAACCACAUCGCUCUGAAUGACAAACAAGGGAUCCCGUUGAACUCAUGAUGUUUACAGUGAGCACUGUUGUCUCACAUUUUCUAACCUCGUUUUUGUAGAAGAUCUUCUCUUCAAUAUAUUUUUAUUGGCCCUCAAGUUUAGAAAUGCUUUUGUAACUAAAGUCAUUUGCUAUGUAACACUUUGCAGGGGGUGGGAAGUUGUCUUUAUUAACAAAUGCUAUAGGCUGUUCUCAAUUUCAUUAUCCCCUUAUCAUGGGGCUUACUAGCAGUUGUAAAAUGCAAUGCAGGUAUUCCCCCAUCCCUCUAGAAAAGAUUAUAUUGCAACAACAGAUCUGCCCUUGCGUCCAUAUAAGAGAGGAUGAAUAAAUUGUUCAUUCUGCUUUUUUUGCCACGUGUUGUAACAACUGAAGCACUGGUGAAGAAUCUAUUUCUCUUUCAUUUCUAGGGACUGUCUGACACAUUAUGUUGAUGCACCAGAGUGCUCCUGCAAAUUGCUUCAGUGUCUUUGCUAUCCUGUUUAGUGGAAAUGAUUAAUGCUUGUAAUUACCUGUAUGAUAUAUACAGGCAGAUAUGGACAGGACCCACGAGGAUGCCAGCAAUGGCAGUGUCUGGCUUUUGGAAAGAGUAAUGUGUGUUCAUUAUAUCCAGUUCUUCUUAUAGCAGAUUUACAUUAUUAAUUACUCUGAACUCUUAUUUCAAACUGAUAUAAUUGCUUUGGCAUCUUCCAGAGUAUCAUGGAGAUUGUAGCUUUCUGACCUUGCUGCAAGUUCUUUGUUAGGGAACCUCAUGCAGAACUAAAAAUCCUGAGGUUCCUUGGCUGGGCAUCAUGACAGUUUUUUUUGUUUUGUUUGGGUUUUUAAGAACAAACUUCUGAAUUUGAUUUAAACAUCAAGUGUAGACAUGGCACUUGCAGGAGCACUCACACCCUGUAAAAACCUAAUGGGGGAAGCCGCCUUUCAAGGAUCAGGGAGCCUAUUGAAAGCCUUUGUGUAGAAUUGGAGGUGUAGUCCAUGUGUUGGAGACCUACUGAAGCCUAAACCACUUGUACUGCACUAAAGGGAAUGACCAUUGUAGUUGGCAUGCAUUUUUUCACUUAAGGCACUGGUUUUACUCCUUGUUGGUGGAGCUGCAGAAAUGUCCAGAAUUCUGUAAUAAGAGGAAACUUAUAGACAGUUCAAUCUCCAGUGCCUCAGGAUUACCAGACUCACCAUGCGUUAAACAGCAGCCCAUCUUUCAACGUGGCCAAACCUAAAUGGAUUCAGAACAUAGGAUAUCUUGGGCCUUGAUCCCCCCCCCCCCGUUAAUUUUUGGACAGUAUUUCAGUUAGACACUUUAAAGGAAAAAUGCUCCAAAGAAAUGUGAAAAACUUUGCAGCGUUUAGAAAACAAAGAAGUCUAAAGUAUGCCAAUAAAUGCUGCCAAGUAUGAAACUCGAGGAACCAUUUUGUAGGUUGCCUGACAAAAACCUUAGCUUUUUACCUUGUUUUGUUGUGUAUUUAUUACAAUUAUUAUUGUGAAACAUUGGAAUUGUACACUAUAGGUUAGUGAUUGUCCUUUGUAUGUAAUUUUACAAAAGUUUCCUCAUUCAGCAAAUAAACAAUUUCUUUUUUUAA
Molecule: messenger RNA, 5608 nt
Organism: Hemicordylus capensis (graceful crag lizard)
Lineage: Eukaryota; Metazoa; Chordata; Lepidosauria; Squamata; Cordylidae
Gene: RAI14
Product: retinoic acid induced 14
Exons: 18
Coding region: 269-3244 (991 amino acids)
Molecular function (GO): actin binding
Source: RefSeq, a predicted model, not a curated record